GAUAACCCAUCCUCGAAAUCUCUCUCUUUGUCCACAAAAUAAAAAUCUAUUUCUUGUGUUAGUGUUAAAAAUAAAGGAGAUCAGUUUGGGAGAAAGAAGCAAAGAUCAAAAAAAUGGCAGCAACAUUUGCAACACCAUCGACGGUGAUAGGCCUCGGAGGAUCAUCCAUCACCACCAAACCCUUCUCUUCAUCCUUUCUAAAACCAACAUUAAGCGCCAAGAACCCUCUAAGACUCGCUGGGGCAUCCGGAGGAAGAGUCACUUGCUUUGAGAGGAACUGGUUGAGGAGAGAUUUGAACGUGGUGGGAUUUGGGCUGAUCGGAUGGCUAGCUCCGUCGAGCAUUCCAGCGAUAAAUGGGAAGAGCCUGACGGGUCUCUUCUUCGAUAGCAUCGGAACUGAGCUCGCUCACUUCCCAACUCCUCCAGCCGUCACUUCACAGUUCUGGUUGUGGUUGGUUACGUGGCACUUAGGCCUCUUCCUCUGCCUCACUUUCGGACAAAUCGGAUUCAAGGGCAGGACUGAGGAUUACUUCUAAGGAUAACUAUUCCUCUUCCAUUUGUACUAUAUGUUCUCUCUCUUGGUUAUGUGUAAUGUUAUCAAUCAAAACAAAGCUUUCUUUGCUAUUUGAUGUUUCAUUCUAUAUAUCGACAAGUCUUUCGUAAUGAUCUUGAUUUUAAGAAUGUUGCCAGUCUAACUAAAGUGGCAAAUGUUAA
This is a messenger RNA of Arabidopsis arenosa, 714 nucleotides long. The record is from the annotation of a GenBank genome assembly. Lineage: Eukaryota; Viridiplantae; Streptophyta; Magnoliopsida; Brassicales; Brassicaceae.